AUGUCUACACCAACUCCAUUAUCAGAGGCCUCUCAAAUCCCAACUAUCCCGGCCCUUUCUCCUUUGACUGCGAAGCAAUCCAAGGGGAAUUUCUUCUCCUCAAACCCAAUAUCUAGCUUUGUUGUGGAUACGUAUAAACAAUUGCAUUCUCACAGACAAUCUUUAGAGCUGGUCAACCCUGGUACCGUGGAAAAUCUGAAUAAGGAAGUCUCCCGUGACGUGUUUUUGUCCCAAUAUUUUUUCACCGGGCUGAGAGCUGAUUUGAAUAAGGCAUUCUCCAUGAACCCUGCCUUUCAAACUUCGCACACUUUCUCUAUAGGUUCUCAAGCUUUGCCUAAGUACGCAUUCUCCGCAUUGUUUGCCAACGACAACCUUUUUGCUCAAGGUAACAUCGACAACGAUUUAUCUGUCUCUGGUAGAUUAAACUAUGGUUGGGAUAAGAAAAACAUUUCUAAGGUCAACUUACAAAUAUCAGAUGGCCAACCAACAAUGUGCCAAAUAGAACAAGACUACCAAGCUUCCGACUUUUCUGUAAACGUAAAGACAUUGAACCCUUCAUUCUCUGAUAAGGGCGAAUUCACAGGUGUUGCUGUUGCAUCUUUCCUACAAAGUGUUACCCCUCAAUUAGCUUUGGGUUUAGAAACUUUAUACUCCAGAACUGACGGUAGCGCUCCAGGUGAUGCUGGUGUUUCAUACUUGACUCGUUACGUCUCCAAGAAGCAAGAUUGGAUUUUUUCAGGUCAACUGCAAGCUAACGGUGCUUUAAUUGCAUCGCUAUGGAGAAAAGUAGCACCAAAUGUUGAAGCAGGUAUCGAAACUACAUUACAAGCUGGUAUGAUUCCCAUUACUGAUCCAUUGAUGGGUACUCCAAUUGGUAUUCAACCUACUGUCGAGGGUUCUACCACAAUUGGUGCCAAGUAUGAAUACAGACAAUCUGUAUAUCGUGGUACAUUAGAUUCUAAUGGUAAGGUUGCAUGCUUCCUAGAAAGAAAAGUUUUGCCAACCCUGUCCGUUUUAUUUUGCGGUGAAAUCGAUCAUUUCAAGAACGAUACCAAGAUUGGUUGCGGUUUACAAUUCGAAACUGCUGGUAACCAAGAAUUACUAAUGUUACAACAAGGUUUAGAUGCAGAUGGUAACCCAUUGCAGGCUCUUCCUCAAUUAUGA
Molecule: messenger RNA, 1164 nt
Organism: Saccharomyces paradoxus
Lineage: Eukaryota; Fungi; Ascomycota; Saccharomycetes; Saccharomycetales; Saccharomycetaceae
Gene: TOM40
Product: TOM complex pore protein TOM40
Exons: 1
Coding region: 1-1164 (387 amino acids)
Biological process (GO): protein import into mitochondrial matrix
Cellular component (GO): mitochondrial outer membrane translocase complex; mitochondrial outer membrane
Molecular function (GO): transmembrane protein transporter activity
Source: RefSeq, a predicted model, not a curated record